AUGGCGACUGAAUCAGCCAUUACAAUGCUGAAUCGCAAACGUGGGAAUAUAAAAGGACAGUUAAAGAAGGUUAUAUGUGAGGAUAAUAAAAUUUUCUCCGAGUUACAAGCUCAGUUGGAUGUGAUUUCGAAACUUCAAGAAAAAUUCGAUGUUCUAAAGGAAGAAUAUUACAAAAUCGUCAGCGAAAAAGAUUUUGAAGAAAUUGAAAAAACGCUGUCGCAGAUAGAUGAAGACUUGCAAAAUUCAGAGGAGAUGAUACAAAUGACGAUUCUCAAAUAUCUGAAAGAGAAUAUUGUGAGCCAACAUUUUAUGGCUACUCACAAGCGCGAUGCCACUGAAAGAUUUAUUGUUAGAUUACCCAUUAAGGAAGGCAAACGUUCUAGUUUAGGAGAAUCUAAAUCAAUGGCGAAAAGACGUCUAAAUUUCCUCUGGAACAAAUUGGACAAAAAUCAAACUAUGUCCGCUUUAUAUACGGCAUUCAUGGAUGAAUAUCUUGCAUUAAAUCAUAUGGAAAAGGUUACUUCAAAUUGCGAGAACUGUAGUGAAAAUUAUUACAUCCCACAUCACGCAGUAUUCCAACCAGAAAGCAUUUCUACCCCUCUUCGCGUCGUGUUUGAUGCGUCAGCUAAGUGCGCAAAUGGAGUAAGUCUCAACUCCUUAUUACUCAAUGGUGGAACUGUGCAGCAAGAUCUAUUCUCAAUAGUAACUCGUUUUCGAACACAUACAUAUGUAUUUAGCACAGACAUUACUAAAAUGUACAGGCAAAUUCUUGUCGAAGAAACUGAUAGAGAACUCCAGAGGAUUUUGUGGAAAUCAAGUUCGUGCUCACCUGCUGAAAUUUACAGACUGAGAACAAUUACAUAUGGUACAACAUGUGCCCCAUAUUUGCUCACUAGAACUCUAGAAGCUUUAGCUGAGGAGGAGCAAGAGUAUUUUCCCCGUGCUUCCGCAGUUUUACUUACCGACGUCUACGUGGAUGAUAUUUUAUCAGGUUCAAAAAAUUUAGGAGACACAAUUUCUUUACAAUUUGAAUUAAUAAAUCUAUUGAACAAGGGUGGCAUGCAGUUACAUAAAUGGGUUUCAAACCAUCCAGACUUGUUAAACGACAACAAGGCUACCGAAUAUAACUUUUCUUCAGAUUCCUUCAGAUUUCUUCAGAAGCUUUAG
Messenger RNA from Stegodyphus dumicola, 1167 nucleotides. RefSeq lists its product as uncharacterized. Lineage: Eukaryota; Metazoa; Arthropoda; Arachnida; Araneae; Eresidae. The record is from RefSeq and is a predicted model, not a curated record.